AUGCAAAUUACCAGAUUAACAAACGUGGUGGUGAUUUUAUUUUUGUCAUUAACAGUUAUGGCCAUAGAGGUUAAUUUAACUAGAUUCACUGAUUGUAUUUCCUAUUAUUCAAAUGAAACAUACACAUACAACAUCGAAGAAGGAAAGAUAGCUGUAUUCCCAGAAAAUGAUAGAGUCUUAGAUAGAAGAGGUGUUGAUAGUGUUGUUUUUAGAUGUGCUGAAAUGAUUAAUGCACCUGGUGUUUUUUACCUUAGACAAAAUUCUCAUCCUGCUUAUACUCCAGUGGAUGCAUUAACAGGUUUCCAAUUACUUGAACAAACAAUAGGAGGUCUUAUUACACUUGAUCGUCCACAGAAUAAACACAUAUAA
This is a messenger RNA of Hansenula ciferrii, 369 nucleotides long. RefSeq lists its product as uncharacterized. The record is from RefSeq and is a predicted model, not a curated record. The transcript has a single exon. Lineage: Eukaryota; Fungi; Ascomycota; Saccharomycetes; Phaffomycetales; Wickerhamomycetaceae. The coding region runs from base 1 to 369 and encodes 122 amino acids.